Molecule: messenger RNA, 3385 nt
Organism: Zea mays
Lineage: Eukaryota; Viridiplantae; Streptophyta; Magnoliopsida; Poales; Poaceae
Product: disease resistance protein RPM1
Exons: 4
Coding region: 418-3153 (911 amino acids)
Biological process (GO): defense response to other organism
Molecular function (GO): ADP binding
Source: RefSeq, a predicted model, not a curated record
UCGUAUCAUAAAAUACUCACGUGUACCCAACGAAGCAACGAUAAAAAUACUGAAGGCGGAUAGCAGGAAGGAGCCAUCAGCAUAGCUGGUGGGCGUUGGACUAGGAUCUAACUAAAAUCCCCUCCUCUCCGGUCAAAGUCUCCGGAGUCCCCAACCAUUCUCCUAUCCAGCGGGCUCAAGCUCUCCGUUGCCACAAAUUUUGGCCUUUUUUCCCAAGCAAAAUAGUUGUCGAUCCUAAGUUUCACUGUGUAGGUGCGGCCGUGGAGGUGCAGAUCUAGGACUUGGAGCUCUCUAGUUCAGCCAUCGGUACGUGGAAGAAGAAUUAAUGUAAAAUAAUGAAGAAAAAAGAGAGUGGAUAGGGCACGCGAGGAGGAUCGCUGCGAUCGAGCGCACUAAAUUUCGAAGGGGCAUACAAAGAUGGCAGAAGCUGUGGUGUUUGCUCUUGCAAAGAUAAGCGUAUCCUUGGCAGGGUCUGCCAUUUCCGGUCUGAGGGAACAUGCUUCUAUAAUCAAGGAACUUCCAGGGAAGGUGCGGCGAAUAGAAGCACAACUGUCAAUAAUAAACGGCGCCCUCCAGCAGCAAGAUUCAGCCUACCUCAGCGACCACGCCUACAUGAAAUGGAUCGCCUACAUCAGGACCUUGGCCUACCAGGUUGAGGAUAUCAUGGAUACAUACUCACACCAUGCUCAUCAGCUGGAGAACAGAGGGUUCAUGUGGAAGCUGACCCAAGAAUACCUCGGGCCUUUCAGAAGCAUCUCUGCAGAGAUCACCAAGAUAGAGGAGAAUCUCAAGCAUGCCACAGAGCUGAAACAAGCAUGGCUGGAAAACUACGGCCACCAUGGCCAACAGAUAAUGGAAGCUGAGCUUUCCCAGGACUACAUCCCUGCCGAGCCCAGCUGGGACCAAGAUUUUGUCGGGAUGGACGGCAACACAACACUGGUGACUGAAUGGCUGCGCUCUGCUAGCGAUUCAGAAAGCACGUUCAUGACAUUGCUGGGCGCGGGAGGUCUGGGAAACACCACCCUAGCCAUGGACGUGUACAAGCGCGAGAAGGACAGGUUCCGUGUCCACAGUUUCAUAGCUGUGGAGAGGGACUGCACCAUGGAUGCCUUGAUGAGGAAGAUACUGUUGGAGAUUGGGAGCAGCAUGAAGCAGCCGCCCUCGGAAAGCGUCGACAGUAUCCCCGCCAACCAACUGAAGGAAGAAGCGAGGAGAAGGAUCAGCAAGCUCAGAGACGGAAGGUGCUUGAUUGUCUUGGACAACGUCCGGGACCCGAGAAUUUACUUUGAGAUGCGUGAUGUGAUGAGCAAUCUGCCAGGAGUUCGCAUCAUCUUGACGACGAGGAAGACACAGGUCGCAGCCGCUCGUGAUCCCUCGUCGUCACGUUUCCUGCAACUCCAGCCGUUGGACCACAUCGACGCGCUACGUCUGUUCUGCAGGAAGGCCUUUUUCAAGACGAACGACAGCAAGUGCCCCCCGAAUGUCGAGGUUUUCGCUACUUCUUUAGUGAAUAUGUGCAAGGGCCUGCCCCUAGCGAUCGUAGCUAUGGGAGGCAUGAUGUCGUUGAAGCCACCAGUGGAGCAGAUAUGGAACCAGGCAUGCGUUCGUCUCCAGAAAGAGCUGGAGAGGAACGCGGAUCACGUGCAGGCCGUCCUGAACCUGAGCUACCAUGACAUGCCGGGACACCUCAGGAACUGCUUGCUGUACUGCAGCAUGUUCCCCGAAGACUACCACAUGUCACGGGAGAGCCUCGUGCGGCUGUGGAUCGCGGAAGGCUCCGUGCUGGCAGCCAACAGCCCGACGCCGGAGACCACCGCGGAGGCAUACUUCAUGGAGCUGGUCCGCCGCAACAUGCUGCAGGUAGUGGACAACGACGUGGUUGGCAGGGUGAGUACCUGCAAGAUGCACGACAUCGUGCGCAAGAUGGUCCUCGUGGUUGCCAAAGAGGAGAGGUUCGCUUCUGCCACCGAUUACAGCACAGUGUCGCACACCGGUAAGGACGUUCGUCACCUGGCAUUGCAUGGGUGGAAGGACACGAACACACCACCAGUCAAGUUCCCUCGUCUUCGACGUCUAGUGGCACUCGGAGCGAACUCAUGCCUGACGAAACUGCUACCCGCGAUUUUCUCUGGAUCGAGCUUCCUCACUGUUCUGGUGCUGCAAGACUCCGGCAUCUCCGAAGUGCCCGCGUCUAUCGGGAGCUUGUUCAACCUGCGCUACAUCAGCUUACGGUACACCCAGGUCAAAUCCCUCCCGGAAUCCGUCCAAAGGCUCGCGUACCUUGACACGCUGGACGUCAGGCAAACCAGAGUACAGAGGCUGCCACAGGGUGUCGGCAAGGCCAGGAAGCUACGCCACAUCUUGGCAGACGCUUGUUGUCCCGAUGGCAGCCAGCAGUCAGAAUUUCGAAGCUUCACUGCGUUGGAGCCCCCAAAAGCGCUGACGAGUUUUGGAGAGCUGCAAACCCUCGAGACUGUGCAGGCUAACAAGGACAUGGCGAUGAAGCUGGCGAAGAUGAUGCAGCUGAGAAGCGUAUCGAUCGACAACAUAAGCUCUGCCCUUUGCGGGGAGCUGUUUGCUUCCGUCUCAGAGCUGCAGUUCCUUACCAGCCUGCUUCUCUCUGCAACAGAUGAGCACGAGCCGCUCAGUUUCCAGAACCUCGUGCCGAAGUCAAGCUACCUAAGCAGGCUGACUGUGAGAGGAAGCUGGUUGGGGAAGACACUGGAUUACCCGGUUUUUAAGGAGCAUGGGCGGAAUCUCGCGUAUCUGUCGCUUAGCUGGUGUCUCGUUUUGGGAGAUCCACUCCAGUUCCUUGGGUCACACUGUCCACAUCUUCAGUACCUGUGCCUCCAUAGGGUGCAGAGCGCAAACUCCUUGGUUCUUCCGGAGAGAUGCUUUCGGGAGCUCAAGAAUCUCGUCUUGGAGCGCAUGCCUGAUGUCAGCCAGAUGAAGGUUGGAGAUGGCGCCCUUCAGUGCGUCCAAGCUAUCCACAUCACGGCGCUGCCCAACCUAGAUAAGGUACCUCAGGGCAUGGAAUCCCUUACCACUCUCAAGAAGCUAUCUCUGCUCGAUUUGCAUAACGACUUCAUAGUUGACUGGGAGAAGAAGGAAAUGAGCCGGAAGAUGCCUCUUGGUCUGGAGUUGCGCAUAUAGGUGCUGUUUCGAUUUGGUUUGCCGUGUGCCAUUUACUCAUUUGUUAUCAUAUCUUUUUUUUCUGAGUAAAUCCAUAUACAUUUGGUCUUGUUGGCAUUCUUGUAAUCCUGAGUUACCACUCAAACCCUUUCUUUGAAGGGGGGAUUUGCAUCGUUGCUGUCUGAUAAAAAUAUGAGUCAAUUCCUUGUAUGCCAUCGGAAAUUAUUUUCGGUUUGGUUUGCCGUUCCAUUUA